AUGCUGUUGGAACUUUUAUGUACCUUGGCCGUUGGUGCAGUGGGGAUUCACGGGGUCAACUCAAUGUAUCCCAUAGGAGAUGGAAAAGGAGGAGGUCCGGUGAUCUUUCCGUCAUCGCUUGGCCAAUUCAAAUCCGGAUUCGGAGAGGUCUUUCUACCUGCUCCAGAGCCCGUUCCAGGUAAUCUAAUACCUGCACCUGAACCAGAGCCGUUUCCUGCAGGUUUUGGUGGAACUGGAGGUGCAGUCGUAAUAGACGGAUUUGGCACCGGUGGAUUUGGCACUGGUGGUGGAGGUGGAUUUGAUGCAGGCGGAUUUGGAGUUGGUGGUGGUGGAGGAACCGGUGGUGGUGGAGGAGGAGGAUUUGGAGCUGGAGGAGGAGGAUUCGGAGCUGGAGGAGGAGGAUUCGGAGCUGGAGGAGGAGGUGGUGGUGCUGGAGGAGGAGGAUUUGGAGCUGGAGGAGGAGGAUUCGGAGCUGGAGGAGGAGGAUUCGGAGUUGGAGGAGGAGGUGGUGGUGCUGGAGGAGGAGGAUUUGGAGCUGGAGGAGGAGGAUUCGGAGCUGGAGGAGGAGGUGGUGCUGGAGGAGGAGGAUUUGGAGCUGGAGGAGGAGGUGGUGGUGCUGGAGGAGGAGGAUUCGGAGCUGGAGGAGGAGGAUUCGGAGCUGGAGGAGGAGGUGGUGGUGCUGGAGGAGGAGGAUUCGGAGCUGGAGGAGGAGGAUUCGGAGCUGGAGGAGGAGGUGGUGCUGGAGGAGGAGGAUUUGGAGCUGGAGGAGGAGGUGGUGGUGCUGGAGGAGGAGGAUUUGGAGCUGGAGGAGGAGGUGGUGGAGGAGGCGGAGGGGGAGGUGGUGCUGGAGGAGGAGGAUUUGGAGCUGGAGGAGGUGGUGGUGGAGGAGGCGCUGGUGGAGGAGGAUUUGGAGCUGGAGGAGGAGGUGCUGGUGGAGGAGGCGGUGGUGGAGGAGGAUUUGGAGCUGGAGGAGGAGGUGCUGGUGGAGGAUUUGGAGGUGGCGGUGGAGGAGGAGGUGGUGCAUUCCCCUAUAUUAGAGCAAAUGCUUUUUCUGGAAGAAAAGCAUACCAACCUAUGUUGAAGGGAUUUCCCGAAGUAAGAAUUCCCGAUAAUGUUGUGGACACUUGUUUCGCUAGAGUGAAGGCAGCGUUUGCUAAAGCCUACCCUGCAUUGCCUAACAAUUUAAUUCCAAUAGAUGUUGUGUCGAUACCUAAACCACGAUAUGUGGGGCAGUUGCCAUUAUUCUCAUUUCCUUCGUACAGCUACGGAUCAUUAAUGUAUGUUCCGUACAGAAUUCCAACUUCAAAUUUCCCAAUGGCAGUUCCUUUCAAUACUUCAACGGGCAGACUUGCAAUCAAUCAGCACGCAGUGUUGUUGCCUUUCCCACAGCUGACAGCUAGUCAACCCAAAUAUGGUCGGGAAUAUCCAAUUUACCUUCCCUUUAGGGCUGAUGCCGUGAGGGGAAACUCCGGGCGCGUUUGUGCAUCAAGAGUCUGGAUCCCAUUCCCAGCAGGAAAGAAAGAGUUUUACAAAUACAGAAAUUUUAGACUACCAGUUCCAGAUCUACCUAGUCCGCCAACACCUGUGCCGAGGCCCGAACCAGUUCCCAUCGCGCCUAAAAUUGAAAUGCCCGUCUUUCAACAAGUGGUUCCUAUAAUGCCCGUUAUGCCGCGACCUAUUCCAAUACUUCCAGCACCGGAACCUAUUCCAAUACUUCCGGCACCGGAACCAAUUCCAAUACUUCCGGCACCGGAACCUAUUCCAAUGCUUCCGGCACCGGAACCUAUUCCAAUACUUCCAGCACCUUUGCCCGAAUUGAAAAUGCCCCUAGUCUUCCCACAAAUACCGAUGAGUCCUCCAAACUUUUCAUAUAAAGGAUCGACGGCAAUGGUAUUCGGACCAGCAUUUAAUUCCGGGUCGUAUGCGUCAGAGGGAGUUAUUGGUGGUGGAGCGGGAGUUAUUGGUGGUGGAGCGGGAGUUAUUGGUGGCGGAGCGGGAGUUAUUGGAGCGGGAGUUAUUGGUGGUGGAGCGGGAGUUAUUGGUGGCGGAGCAGGAGUUAUUGGUGGUGGAGCGGGAGUUAUUGGUGGUGGAGCGGGAGUAGGAUAUGGAGGAUUUGCGCCUAUUGAGUCCACCUUCCAGUCAGCCAUAGCUCCUCUCACCAGUUCAUCAAUGGCAGCCAUUAAAUCACUUCCUGCGGUCUCUCUUAAUUCCUACACAGGUUUUCCACAACCAAUACCUUCAUCUGGUUCAUCUAAAAGCGCUGGGUAUUAUUAGACUCCGUGUGAGAGCCUUUCGCUAUCCCUCUGUACGAUACCAACCCAAGAGUAUCGGGUGAAUCGUCAAGACUGCGGCAGUGGGAGGAACAUUAGUCAUGUGAUUCAGGCAUCGUCAUCAACAUCAUUUGCUUUAGAAAAGGUUUACAUUAUGUCAAAAUGUUUAAUAAAUAUUUUUG
Ostrea edulis (European flat oyster) is the source of this 2452-nucleotide messenger RNA. RefSeq names its product elastin-like. The transcript has 2 exons. The record is from RefSeq and is a predicted model, not a curated record. NCBI's taxonomy places the organism in Eukaryota, Metazoa, Mollusca, Bivalvia, Ostreida, Ostreidae. Bases 1 to 2274 code for a protein of 757 amino acids.